AUGGUCUUCUCGGGAUGCCCGGUGGCCAAUGGCAAGUGCAAAGGCAUUGUGGUUGCCACUGGCAUGAACACGCGCAUCGGCGAGAUUGCCAAGAUGAUGGCGAAACAAGACGAGGAGGGUGGCAGCAGCGGCUGGUGUGACUGCCUGCCCACCUCGGCCGAGAACAAGACGCCUCUCCAGGAGAACGUGGAGCGCUUGGGCGCACGCAUCGGUGUCCUGGCCAUCGCUGUCUGCGUGGUGGUGUUUAUCAUCGGCCUGCUCAUUGGUACCAAGGAUCCUGAGUUCCCAGAAAGCCCCAGCUGGGUCUACAUGAUCCUCAUUGCCGUGACCUUGGCCGUCGCUGCCAUUCCAGAAGGCAUCCCACUUUGCGUCACCAUCUCGCUUGCGAUCGGCUGCCAAGAAAUGGUCGAGAAGAAUGUGCAGGUACGCAAGAUCGCGGCAGUGGAAACCCUGGGCUCUGCUUCGGUGAUCUGCAGUGACAAGACCGGGACACUGACCGAAGGAAAGAUGACCAUGACGAAGAUGUGGUCCUGUGGCGUGGAGUACAACAUCACCGGCCAAGGCUUCGAUCCCACCAACGGCCAGGUCCAGCGCGUGGGCAUGCUCCUGCCCAACGGGGUGAACUCCAACCGCGACCUGGGCGUGCGUAGCACCCUGCUCUCUGCCGUUCUCUGCAGUGACACGGUGCUCUUCCUGGCCGAGGAUGAGGAGACGGGAGAAGCGACCUGGCAGUACCGGGGCAACUCCUCCGAGGCGCCUAUCGUCGUGGCCGCCAGGAAGAUCGGCCUGCCCGAGGAUGUGACGAAGGGCUACCGCCGUCUUGUGAACAUCCCCUUCUCCUCGGCGCGCAAGAUGAUGCUGACGGUCUCCGAUGUCACCGGACGCACGAGCUUGUGCGAUGGUGGCAUGCCCUUGCCCCCCGGUACCACCGGCUUUACCGUCUGCAAAGGUGCCCCGAACUGGGUGAUUCAGAGCUGCAGCAGCAUCCUUCGAGAGGACGGUGGUGUGUACGCCCUCAGUGAGGAGGAGAAGGCGCGUAUCAACGCCGGGGUUGUGGACGCCUACUCCGACCAGGCCCUACGAGUCCUUGCUGUAGCCGUCGGCUUCCGGGCAGAGCCCACAGCACAGCUGGAGAACGACGACGUGCCACUCGACGACAAGUUCAACAUGCUGCGGUCCAACUUGACUCUCGUUGGCAUGGUUGCAUCCCUGGACCCGGACCGCGAGGGCGUUCGGGAGUCGGUGCUGGGCGCCCGGGAAGCGGGCAUCCGAGUCGUGAUGAUCACCGGGGACUACCUGAAGACUGCCACGGCCAUCGCCAGGCGGGUCGAGAUCCUUCGGCCGGAGGACAACGUGGCGGAAGCAGCAGUGGACUGCAACUCCCUGCGCCCGCGGGACGAGACCUACCUGCCAGCUGAGCAGAUGGACGAUAUCACCAGCCGAGUUCGCGUCUUCGCACGAGCCAAGCCGGCCGACAAGCUGGAGAUUGUAAAAUCCCUCCAGCGGCAGGGCCUGGUCUGUGCAAUGACAGGCGACGGCGUCAACGACGCCCCGGCGUUGAACGAGGCGAACAUCGGCGUGGCGAUGGGCAUCCAGGGCACGGAGGUGGCAAAGGGUGCGGCGGAGAUGAUCUUGACCGAUGACAACUUCACCUCCAUCGUGAAGGCCGUGGAGAAAGGGCGAUCCAUCUACGCAGGCAUCCAGAAGCUCCUUUGGCCGCGAUGUGGAGA
Molecule: messenger RNA, 1730 nt
Organism: Symbiodinium necroappetens
Lineage: Eukaryota; Dinophyceae; Suessiales; Symbiodiniaceae
Source: the annotation of a GenBank genome assembly